CUACAACGUCUGUUACGUAGAGGUUUUCAAACCUCAGCCUGUUCAUAUCUCAACACGAAAGCUGGUGUACCUAAACCUUCUAAAGGUAAAAUCGAAACAUUGAAUUAUGAAGAGGGCUUGCCACCAUAUGAAAUAGGAGUGAAAAAGGCAUGGAAUUCCUGGAACACAACAAAUUUAAAAGAUGAAGGAGGAGCAUCAGAAAUUUUGCUGGAUGACAUGUUUAUUAGGAAAUUUAUGAUUGGAACAUGGCAUAAUCUCAUAGUGUCUGAAAUUACCAUAAAACGACGAUUUAACAUUAUCACUAUAGGCAUUUUACUCAACCGAAAAUUCUCUCCAAAUCAGGCUUAUUUUCUAUUAGGUUAUACAGAAGAGUUGUUAAGUGCUUGGUUUAAAUGUCCUGUCAAGUUGGAAAUUUCUACAGUUAAAAAUGCACAAAGAGACAUGUUUUAUCGAAACUGUUGA
This is a messenger RNA of Lottia gigantea (owl limpet), 462 nucleotides long. RefSeq lists its product as hypothetical. Lineage: Eukaryota; Metazoa; Mollusca; Gastropoda; Lottiidae. The annotation marks the transcript as partial. Gene Ontology annotation, cellular component: mitochondrion. Gene Ontology annotation, biological process: translation. The transcript is spliced from 2 exons. The record is from RefSeq and is a predicted model, not a curated record.